This is a messenger RNA of Elephantulus edwardii (Cape elephant shrew), 618 nucleotides long. RefSeq names its product cornichon family AMPA receptor auxiliary protein 4 (gene CNIH4). The coding region runs from base 24 to 452 and encodes 142 amino acids. The transcript has 5 exons. Gene Ontology annotation, cellular component: endoplasmic reticulum membrane; COPII-coated ER to Golgi transport vesicle. NCBI's taxonomy places the organism in Eukaryota, Metazoa, Chordata, Mammalia, Macroscelidea, Macroscelididae. The record is from RefSeq and is a predicted model, not a curated record. Gene Ontology annotation, biological process: endoplasmic reticulum to Golgi vesicle-mediated transport.
ACUUGAAGGAGUGGCCGGGGCAGAUGUGGAGUAUGGAGGCGGUGGUGUUCGUCUUCUCUCUCCUCGAUUGCUGUGCGCUCAUCUUCCUCUCCGUCUAUUUUAUAAUAACACUGUCUGAUUUAGAAUGUGAUUACAUUAAUGCUAGAUCAUGUUGCUCAAAAUUAAACAAGUGGGUCAUUCCGGAGUUGAUCGGCCACACCAUUGUCACUGUAUUAAUGCUCGCUUCAUUGCACUGGUUCCUCUUUCUUCUUAACAUGCCUGUUGCUACAUGGAAUAUAUAUCGGUUCAUUAUGGUGCCAAGUGGAAACAUGGGAGUGUUUGAUCCGACAGAAAUACACAAUCGAGGGCAGCUGAAGUCACACAUGAAGGAAGCAAUGAUCAAACUUGGUUUUCACUUGCUUUGCUUCUUCAUGUAUCUGUACAGUAUGAUUUUAGCUCUGAUCAAUGACUGAAGCUGAGCUGAAGCCAGGAGUGAAGCCAGUCUACACUACAGUGCACUGUUGAGGAGCCAGAGACUAAUCAUCCUUAGAAUCAUGACCAUAGCAGUAUAUUUUUUCCUCUGUGAACAAAAAACUAUUUUUGCUGUAUUUUUACCAUAUAAAGUAUUUAAAAAAUAUG